GCGGGACAAGUUCGGCAACCUUUGGCACGGAAGGACAGAAGCCUUGGCUAGGCGCAAGGUGUCCGACGUCAUUGAUGCGGAGUGGGGGUCCAGAAGGCGUUCCAUGGUACGAGGGACCAGGCGCACAUAUGUGUACUGCAAAUGCAGCGACGGGUGCCGGAUGGUGAUACAGUAUGGGUUGGAAAAUGAGAAGUUGGUACGGGAAGCGAAAAAUGAACACGAGCAUGGGAGGGAUGCUCGUGCGGACAUCCGGGCCAUCGCCUCCAAGGCGCAGCCGCCCGCUGCAGCGCUGGUGAAAUGGUCCUUGGAACAUCCGAAGGACCGUCUCCCCUUACGCCAGCAAGUACAGACCCGGCGGCAAUACGCAAAGACGCCGCAAAAGGAGGACAAGAUCCCGGAAGUGCUGGCCUACGUCAAGGUUUUACAAGUUGAUGACGCAACAGGCAUCAUUUGCUUUACCGCGGACUUCUACGUCGCCCAAUUGCUGAAGCACUGGGACAUGCUGGUUAAACACGGCUUGCGGUUGGCGUGUGAUGGCACCCACAACAUCUCCAACAGCGAUAUCAAACUAAUUGCGUUGGGCUGGCUUGCCCAGCACAUCCCCCGAAACAACAUUGAGAACACAUUCGUGCCGCUGGGGUUUGCCUUUGCACCCACCGAAACAAGCGUCGCCGUGCUCAUGUUGCUUGAAAGCAUACAUGAGCGCGUGCGCACGCAGAUGCCAGCUGGUCUCAAAGCGGCUUCCCUCGCCCACCUGGAUGGCGGUCUCGGACUGGUGAAAGGUUUCCAGGACUUCUUCGGGGCGGACUUCUUGUUGGUUCGCAGUUUGGAGCAUGUGAAACGAAACAUCCGCGACCAAGGAGCCAAGAAGCUGAGGCAAAGUUCGUGGUGGACAAGCACGAAAACAUGGGUCGCCACCAGUGCCUUUUUCCACAACGACCAUGCGUUCGAUCGUUAUUGGCAUUAUUGCUUCCUGCUGUUAGAAAAGCACGAGGAAGCAGAGUUUCUCGCUUACCUCAAGGCGGAGCACUUCAAGCAAACAGAAGGCUUAUGGACUGCUUCUUGGCGUGCAGCCACGUUGGAACCGGGAUCGUACGCCUUGAACUCCGUGGAUGCGUUCUUCGGCGUGUUGGAUGACUACGUCUCCGAAGAGAAGUCUUUGCCACUGAGGGAGUUAAUGAGGCAUUAUGAGCACGCAGGAAGGGUGUCCGAAAACGAAAGCAUGUGGUCUGAGGUUUGUGUUGAGCCCAGCAAGCUUCUGUCCCCGACAUUGCUGGGGGAGAUAUCGGGUCAGUUGAGCAAGCGUCUGGAGUAUAAAGGUGGCAAGCAAGUCGGCCGUUUGACGGCAAAGACGUUGAAGAGGAUGCUUGCGGAAGAAACUCCCAUGAUGCUGGAAGUGGAAGCCGGUGAGGGCCAGACAACCAAAAUUUUUUGCAAGUAUGGUCGCGCUGAUUACAACGAGCAAGAGAUGACGGCUCUCGCCGAAUUGGAAAAUGCCAAGUCCGCCGAGGCAGUGGAGACAGCUUUUCAGAACAUGGGUGCUUUGGAUGAGGAUGGUUUUCACCCUCGCAUCGUCCGUGCCCUCUACGACAAAUUCACGGCCUUGCACGAGGAGGCCGGGAAGCUCUUGGAAUCCCACGGUGAUUUCUGGCAAUGUGGGAUGACGGAGCAUAUGGCACACAUCCCGGCCACCCCACCAGUGCCAGGCCCAAAAAGGCGCCUCGUGUCUACGGCUACGGUUCUGGUCGGGGAGGACGUGGGCGGGGGCAACGCAAAAGGAGUUAGUUUGUCCUGCAAUGCCCUACAGCACAAAGACGUGGCAAAGCCAGCAUUGGUCGAUGAGCACUUUGCAGAUCCCUUCGAUCCAGGUGCAGGGGGGCAACCAGAGCUGUUGGGUGCAGCGAAUGAUGGGGUUCCUGCUGCCGUGCGCCAAGAAAUGCAGCGGCUGGCUGAAGCUGGUGUCCUUCCGAUCACGACACCAGAACAAAGAGCCCGCAACAGGUGCUCGGCCGGCAGUGAAUAUGGCGUGCCUGCCGCCUUCGCGGAUGCCAGACGUUUCAGCUAUGUGCAUCCGAAUUUUCCGCCUCCCACUGGAUACUUCUGGCGCUGCCGAGGAUCGGAGUGGACCCUGUGUGUGAAAGGUGGCUGA
Messenger RNA from Symbiodinium necroappetens, 2149 nucleotides. The record is from the annotation of a GenBank genome assembly. NCBI's taxonomy places the organism in Eukaryota, Dinophyceae, Suessiales, Symbiodiniaceae.